AUGUCAUUUCUACAAGAUAGGACUGCUGCAAUUGAAGUCGAAAAUAUAUUAUCUCGUUCAUUCAACUUAAACGGCGGUACUCCACAAGUAUCUUCUCUAUCUCCAAUAUUAUAUAUUGUAUAUAUAGCAGAUUCAAUGAAUGAAAUGCCGACUCAUACAGAACAUGGUCUAUUUGCUUUUAAUACUGCUCUAUGGACAUCAUCAAAUACAAUUUCAAAUCUUACAUUAAAACUUCGACAAUCUACAGAUGAAUUUCAAAGUUGGUGCAAUUCAUGGAAAUUGAAAUUAUAA
Messenger RNA from Rotaria sordida, 291 nucleotides. NCBI's taxonomy places the organism in Eukaryota, Metazoa, Rotifera, Eurotatoria, Philodinida, Philodinidae. The record is from the annotation of a GenBank genome assembly.